Messenger RNA from Enterospora canceri, 399 nucleotides. NCBI's taxonomy places the organism in Eukaryota, Fungi, Microsporidia, Enterocytozoonidae. The record is from the annotation of a GenBank genome assembly.
AUGUCAGUCGAAUUCAUCGGUGACGUUGAGAAGCCAAAACGAGUCAAAUUCGACAAAAAGAUCGAACUGGUCUUCAGGGACGAAUUUCCUAAGAAGAAUCCAAAUCAAUCGGCCUCAUCAAACAGACUCACUGGAUACGUCAUUGACAGAAUCAGUGCAAUUGUGGCUGGAAUCACCACACUCUCCCACGUCAGAGAGAGCAGCAGUCUGCUUCGUCCUGAAUCAACCAAUUUCAACGAGAUUGAUCAACUAUUUGAUGGUAAUCAAUUUAAUAUUGAUGAAUGUGACAGCAGAUUGGAACAGGCACAGUGGUUUUAUGAUCUCCUACUUCGGUGCACUAGAAAUGAGAUUGUGGUGAAGCAGCCUAUUCCAUUUGGUGAGAUUGAAAUAGGCUCUUAA